CCGCGAACGGAGUCCCACCUGCUACCGUGAUAGAUGUCUGGAGAGAGCCGGCUGGGUAGUGGACACACAAGCUUUCGGCAGGUUCAAGAAAAAUUUCAUUGCUCGCGGGCGGUCUUGCAGUCGAGCACGCCGGGAACCAUCCAUUGCCGGUCUCCACAGGCAAGCUGCGGCCUGGUUGAGUACUGGUUGUUGACCGUGCCUUCGGUUUAUUCCAAUCGAUUCGCAGGGUGCUGUGCCGAUGACGCUGGAAACUCGUUGAAUCGGGCGGCGUCGUGUAUCGUUUUGGCACUUAUCCUCGCUUGUCUACUCUUUUUUCUUUCGUUUUUUUCGUGCGCACGCGAGUGUGUCUCUGUGUGUGUGUGUCUCAGAGAGAGAGAGAGAGAGAGAGAGGAUGGCGCUUGCUUUCGAUGAAUUUGGGCGGCCGUUUGUGAUCAUACGCGAGCAGGAGCAAAAAUCUCGACUGAAGGGGCUCGAUGCACAGAAGGCCAACAUUAUGGCGGCAAAAUCGGUGGCUAGAGUGCUUCGAUCGUCUUUAGGUCCGAAAGGGAUGGACAAGAUGCUGCAGAGUCCCGACGGGGAUGUGACUGUCACGAAUGAUGGAGCGACGAUCCUGGAGCAGAUGGAGGUUGAGAAUCAGAUUGGGAAAUUGAUGGUGCAGCUGUCACGUAGCCAAGAUUACGAAAUCGGUGACGGUACUACGGGUGUUGUGGUCCUUGCUGGAGCGCUUCUGGAACAUGCCGAAGCACUGCUGGAUAAGGGUAUUCAUCCAAUCAGAGUGGCUGAAGGGUACGAGAUGGCGAGCAAGAUUGCGGUUCAGCAAUUGAACAAGAUUGCACAGAAGUUUGAGUUCAGCAAGGAUGAUGUCGAGUCUCUCGUGCAGACUUGUAUGACGACACUGUCCUCGAAAAUUGUCGGGCGCUGCAAGAGGAAGCUGGCCGAGAUUGCUGUCAAGGCAGUUCUUGGGGUCGCUGAUCUUGAGAGAAGGGAUGUGAACUUGGACCUGAUCAAGAUCGAAGGCAAGGUGGGUGGCAAAUUGGAGGAUGUGGAACUCGUCCAUGGAAUAAUCGUCGACAAAGAAAUGAGCCACCCACAAAUGCCGAAGGUGAUUGAGAAUGCAAAGAUUGCAAUUCUGACGUGUCCGUUUGAGCCUCCCAAGCCCAAGACCAAGCAUAAGGUGGACAUUGACUCCGUGGAGAAGUUUGAGGGCCUUCGCUUGCAGGAAAAGCAGUACUUCACAGACAUGGUUAAUCAGUGCAAGGAUUCGGGCGCCACUCUAGUCAUCUGUCAAUGGGGCUUUGAUGACGAGGCCAAUCAUCUUCUCAUGCAUCACGACCUCCCAGCAAUCAGAUGGGUCGGCGGAGUGGAGCUUGAGUUGAUUGCAAUUGCAACUGGGGGGCGCAUUGUACCAAGGUUUCAGGAGCUCACACCUGAGAAACUAGGAAAGGCUGGCAUUGUGAGGGAAAAGGUCUUCGGGACAUCGAAGGACAGAAUGGUCUAUAUUGAGAACUGUGCAAACUCGAGGGCAGUGACCAUUCUCAUCCGGGGAGGCAACAAGAUGGUGGUCGAAGAGGCAAAGAGGAGUCUUCAUGAUGCCCUUUGCGUGGCACGGAACCUCAUCCGUGACAAUAGCAUCGUGUAUGGAGGCGGGUCUGCAGAGAUUGCCUGCUCAUUGGCGGUGGAAGCGGCAGCGGACACUGUGGCAGGUGUUGAGCAGUAUGCUAUGCGCGCAUUUGCUGACGGUCUGGACUCUGUGCCAAUGGCACUUGCCGAGAACAGCGGUUACCAGCCGAUCGAGAGUUUGACUGCUGUGAAAGCAGAACAGAUGAGGGAUAACAAUCCAUAUCUUGGGAUUGACUGCAACGACACAGGCACGAAUGACAUGCGCAAACAAGGCGUCUUUGAGACUUUGAUCGGAAAGAGACAGCAGUUGAUGCUUGCAACGCAGGUGGUGAAGAUGAUCCUGAAAAUUGAUGAUGUUAUCUCGCCAUCCCAGUAUGAUUAGCGUCGAGGCCAAUAACACGGCUGGUUUCUGGCAUAGUGUUGAGCAGAAGAGUCGAGUGUUUGUGUCUUGUUAGGUUCCAAUGGCAUGGUGGUUCCUUGUCUUUUUGUGCAGCGUGUCUGUGCAUGAGAGUUUUGUGAAGAUGAAACGAGGGGUGCAUCCACUCUGAUGUUGUCUUCUCACUCAGAGGCAAGUGAGGGUUGGCAAGCGGUAGGUUUAGCGGGUGGACGGUGAGUGCAGGGGCGUGGGGGUUGGCAAGCAGUAGGAGUAUGUAGUGCUAGGACACAGAUCUCCAGUUCGGACUUCGAGAAAUUGAAAAGGAUCUGAAAGUUUAUUUUUUCUAGAAUUUACAAUCGGUUAUGUUGAAGUUUUUGUUGGAUGGACGAUUUGAAAAGUGCUAUUUCAUAAACUUGACUUUGUAAGAUGUUGUGGAUUCAUUGGUUAUUAGCUUGUCUACUCUCUCUCUCUCUCUCUGUGUGUGUGUGUGUGUGUGUGUGUGUGUGUGUGUGUGUGUGUGUGUUUAAGGUGUGCGUGUGUGUUUAAGGUGUGUGUAUGUGUUUAAGGUAUGUGUGUGUGUGUGUGUAUGUAAGGAGGGGAAGAUGAUGAGCAUCAGCCUGACCCGUAUCUCUAUGAUGAAUACUUUGGGAGUUCUGAUCUGUGAGGGCCGAAGAUGGGUCCACCUUAUGCCAGCAUGAGAUUGUUGUUCUAAUCCACAGAGCUUCAUGCAUGAAUGAAAUUAAGAUUUACUU
Chara braunii is the source of this 2748-nucleotide messenger RNA. Lineage: Eukaryota; Viridiplantae; Streptophyta; Charophyceae; Charales; Characeae. The record is from the annotation of a GenBank genome assembly.